AUUUGGACGAUUUUUUUUACUGUUCCUGUUUGUCUCUGAGCAGCUCACACACAGUCAGUGACUGGCAGGACUUUAUACUGCAAUCGAGUGCAACACCACAAACUGCUGUCACUGCAUUUCAGCUCUCAGUUUGCAUGAAUUCAUUCAGCAGACGAGCCAGCAGAGCUCAGCAGAAGCAGCUGAUGUGUGGACAGGAGAAAGGACGUAAAGAUGAUUUCAGUGGAUGUGCACAUGAAUGAUUUGUGUUUCCUGUGCAGAUCAAAGUGUGUGUGAGCUGAGCAGCAUGGAUCAGUGUGAGGACAGAGAGGAGGGAGUCCCUCCCUCUAAAACCACUCUGUGUGGGGAACCUGGCAGCCAGACCAGAGCUCAGAGGCCAGAGCUGCAGCACAGACCAGACUCCCAUGGACCUGGACCUGGAUCUGGACCCAGCUGUGUGUCCUUCAAGAGUGAUUGCUCAAUGGGUGGCCUCAUAGAUUUCAAAGGACACCAACCACCUGCUGCAAAGAGGAUUGAUGGACCAGCUGGACCUGAAUCUGGACCCAGCUGUGUGUCCUACAAGAGUGAUUGCUCAAUGGGUGGCCUCAUAGAUUUCAAAGGACACCAACCUCGUGCUAUAAAAAGGACUGAUGGACCAGCUGGACCUGGAUCUGGACCCAGCUGUGUGUCCUACAAGAGUGAUUGCUCAAUGGGUGGCCUCAUAGAUUUCAAAGGCCACCAACCUCCUGCUAUAAAAAGGACUGAUGGACCAGCUGGACCUGGAUCUGGACCCAGCUGUGUGUCCUACAAGAGUGAUUGCUCAAUGGGUGGCCUCAUAGAUUUCAAAGGACACCAACCACCUGCUGCAAAGAGAGUCGAGCAGGAGAGCUCAGAGGUUCCCAGUGGUCAGCAGCAUCAAACACACCUGGACUCCAUAUUUAUGCUGCUGGAGGAGGACAUUGUCAGGUUUGUGAAGAAGGAACUGAAGAGGCUCCAGAAGGUUCUGAGUUCAGAUUACCCAGAAGAGAGUCAGAGGGAGGAUGAGGAGGUGUUGGACGGUGAGGAUGAAGAGCAGAGGAGGAGCAGCAGAAAGGCAUUUCUGAAGAUCACACAGCACUUCCUGAGGAGAAUGAAGCAGGAGGAGCUGGCUGACUGUCUGCAGAGGAGAUCUCCUGCCUUGUGCCACCAUAACCUCAAAUCUAACCUGAAGAAGAAGUUCCAGUGUGUGUUUGAGGGGAUUGCUAAAGCAGGAAACCCGACCCUCCUGAAUCAGGUCUACACAGAGCUCUACAUCACAGAGGGAGAGACUGGAGGGGUCAAUGAUGAACAUGAGGUCAGACAGAUUGAAACAGCAGCCAGGAAAACCAGAAGACCAGAGACAACAAUCAGACAUGAAGACAUCUUUAAAGCCUCACCUGGAAGAGAUGGACCAAUCAGAACAGUGAUGACAAAGGGAGUGGCUGGCAUUGGGAAAACAGUCUUAACACAGAAGUUCACUCUGGACUGGGCUGAAGACAAAGCCAACCAGGACGUCCACUUCACAUUUCCAUUCACUUUCAGAGAGCUGAAUGUGCUGAGAGAGAAAAAGUUCAGCUUGGUGGAACUUGUUCAUGACUUCUUCACUGAAACCAAAGAAGCAGGAAUCUGCAGGUUUGAGAAGUUCCAGGUUGUGUUCAUCUUUGACGGUCUGGAUGAGUGUCGACUUCCUCUGGACUUCCACAACAAUGAGAUCCUGACUGAUGUCACAGAGUCCACCUCAGUGGAUGUGCUGCUGACAAACCUCAUCAGGGGGAAUCUGCUUCCCUCUGCUCGCCUCUGGAUAACCACACGACCUGCAGCAGCCAAUCAGAUCCCUCCUGAGUGUGUUGACAUGGUGACAGAGGUCAGAGGGUUCACUGACCCACAGAAGGAGGAGUACUUCAGGAAGAGAUCCUGGGAUGAUGAGCAGCAGGCCAGCAGAAUCAUCUCUCACAUCAAGACAUCACGAAGCCUCCACAUCAUGUGCCACAUCCCAGUCUUCUGCUGGAUCACUGCUACAGUUCUGGAGGAUGUGUUGAAGACCAGAGAGGGAGGAGAGCUGCCCAAGACCCUGACUGAGAUGUACAUCCACUUCCUGGUGGUUCAGUCCAAAGUGAAGAACAUCAAGUAUGAUGGAGGAGAUGGGACAGAUCCACAGUGGAAUCCAGACAGCAGGAAGAUGAUUGAGUCUCUGGGAAAACUGGCUUUUGAGCAGCUGCAGAAAGGCAACCUGAUCUUCUAUGAAUCAGACCUGACAGACUGUGGCAUCAAUAUCAGAGCAGCCUCAGUGUACUCAGGAGUGUUCACCCAGAUCUUUAAAGAGGAGAGAGGACUGUACCAGGACAAGGUGUUCUGCUUCAUCCAUCUGAGCGUUCAGGAGUUUCUGGCUGCUCUUCAUGUCCACCAGACAUUCAACAACUCUGGUGUCAACCUGCUGGCAGAAGAACAACCAACAUCCCAGAAGUGUGAAACAAGAACAGAUGAAUCUGCAGAGACACAGUUCUACCAGAGUGCUGUGGACGAGGCCUUGCAGAGUCCAAAUGGACACCUGGACUUGUUCCUUCGCUUCCUCCUGGGACUUUCACUGCAGACCAAUCAGACUCUCCUACGAGGUCUGAUGACGCAGACAGGAAGUGGCUCAAAGACCCAUCAGGAAACAGUCCAGUACAUCAAGACGAAGAUUGAUGAGACUUCCUCUGCAGAAAGAAGAAUCAAUCUGUUCCACUGUCUGAAUGAACUGAAUGAUCGUUCUCUGGUGGAGGAGAUCCAACAGUCCCUGAGUUCAGGAAGUCUCUCCACAGAUGAACUGUCUCCUGCUCAGUGGUCAGCUCUGGUCUUCAUCUUACUGUCAUCAGGAAAAGAUCUGGACGUGUUUGACCUGAAGAAAUACUCUGCUUCAGAGGAGGCUCUUCUGAGGCUGCUGCCAGUGGUCGAAGCCUCCAACAAAGCUCUACUGAGUGGUUGUAACCUCUCAGAGAGAAGCUGUGAAGCUCUGUCCUCAGUUCUCAGCUCCCAGUCCUCUAGUCUGAGAGAGCUGGACCUGAGUAACAACAGCCUGCAGGAUUCAGGAGUGAAGCUGCUGUCUGCUGGACUCAAGAGUCCACAUUGUACACUGGAGACUCUCAGGCUGUCAGGCUGUCUGAUCACAGAGGAAGGCUGUGCUUCUCUGGCCUCAGCUCUGAGCUCCAAACCCUCCCAUCUGAGAGAGCUGGACCUGAGCUACAAUCAUCCAGGAGACUCAGGAGUGGAGCUGCUGUUUGCUGGACUGGAGGAUCCAGCCUGGAGACUGGACAGUGUGAGGGUGGAGCCUGCUGGAGUCCGAUGGCUGACACCAGGUCUGAGGAAGUAUUCCUGUGAACUCACAGUCGACACCAACACAGUAAACAGGAAGAUCAAACUGUCUGACGGCAACAGGAAGGCGACGUAUCUGGAGGAGGAUCAGUCGUAUCCUGAUCAUCCAGACAGGUUUGACUGGUGGCCUCAGCUGCUGUGUUCAGAGGGUCUGACUGGUCGCUGCUACUGGGAGCUGGAGUGUUGUGGAGUAGUUUCUAUAUCAGUGAGUUACAGAGGAAUCAGAAGGAAAGGAGAUGGUGAUGAUUGUAGGUUUGGACAAAAUGAUCAGUCCUGGAGACUGUGGUGCUCUGAUGGCCGUUACUCUGUCUGUCACAAUAACAGAACAACAUACAUCACUACCACCUCCUCCACCUCCUCCACCUCUUCGUCCUCCACCUCUGCCUCUGCCUCUGACAGAAUAGCAGUGUAUGUGGACUAUCCUGGUGGCACUCUGUCCUUCUACAGAGUCUUCUCUGACACUCUGAUCCACCUCCACACCUUCAACACCACGUUCACUGAACCUCUUUAUCCUUGCUUUGGGUUCUGGUCUUUCAGGUCUGGUUCUUCUGUCUCUCUGUGUUCUCUGAACUGAACUAUAACAUCAACUGAACUGUUAUGCUAACUGAACUGUCACACCAGCUGAACUGUAACACUCGCUGAAUUGUAACAGCAGUUGAACUAUAACACUAACUUCACUGUUCCACUUGAUGAACUGUUACACUGAAGAAACUGUAACACUCGCUGACCCGUUACACUAACUGAACUGUCACACCAACUGAAUUGUAACAGCAGCUGAACUGUAACACAAACUGAACUGUUACACCUAAUGAACUGUUGCACCUAAACUGUAACUGUAAUUCAUAAACUUAAUAAACUGUAACACUCGCUGAACUGUCAGGUGAGCUGAACUGUAAAACCAACUGAACAGUCACACCAGCUGAAUUGUAACAACAGCUGAACCGUUACACAAACUGAACUGUCACACUAACUGAAUUGUAACACGAGCUGAAUUGUAACAGCAGCUGAACUGUUACACUAACUGAACUGUCACACUAACUGAAUUGUAACACGAGCUGAAUUGUAACAGCAGCUGAACUGUUACACUAACUGAACUGUCACACUAACUGAAUUGUAACACGAGCUGAAUUGUAACAACAGCUGAACCGUUACACAAACUGAACUGUCACACUAACUGAAUUGUAACAGCAGCUGAACUGUUACACUAACUGAACUGUUCUGACAUGACUUUAUGAAAUAAAAUCAUGAGCAUUACUUUAAAUAACAGAUUUUAAAUUGGAACAUUUCAUCCCAAUGACUUUGGCAUGUAUCAGUGUGUAGUUGUGUUUGCAUGAGGAUGUUUAUCAUGUGAUCAGCUGAUUCUCUCAGUUUAGACUCAAACAUUUCAUCAGUUUCAGCUGCCUGAGCACAGAAACACGGUGAGUUUAUUCUCCUCUUUAAUCACAUUCAUUACGUCACUUUAAACUUGAAUAACAUUUCACUAAAACAUUACAGUAAAUUGAUUUAAUUCAGUUUGACUGUAAAAGUCUUUGUAACCCUGAGAAGGAGACGUUUGUUGGUGUUGAAGUAUUGAACAAAGCUGCUUUUCAAUGUUUGUUUUCAUGAAUUUGUUCUUUAUUUUUGCUUUCAUUAGCUUGACCUUAAAAUGUCAAAUUUCAUCACAAAAAUGCAAAAAUUUGUCAAAUAAAUCAACAAAUUUGUUUGAACAGUUGAUAAGUUUCAGUACUUUAAAUGAACUGAACCUUCAUUUUGUUCUUGGCUUCACUGACUCGUACUGUAAAGGUUUUAAUCAGCUGUUUAGUUUUAAUAUGCAGUCACACAUUAAAGUUAAAUCAAAACACA
Messenger RNA from Scatophagus argus, 5187 nucleotides. Its product is annotated as NLR family CARD domain-containing protein 3-like. Gene Ontology annotation, molecular function: protein binding. NCBI's taxonomy places the organism in Eukaryota, Metazoa, Chordata, Actinopteri, Scatophagidae. The record is from RefSeq and is a predicted model, not a curated record. Bases 236 to 3919 code for a protein of 1227 amino acids. The transcript has 12 exons.